UAAAUCCGAAUUACGCGGCUUUUCUCAAGGUCAUUUGUAUAAGCUCAAUUAAUAUGAAAUUGAAUCGAUUAGAGAAGUGUAUAAAUAUCGAUUGUUUUAUUAUUAUCGUAAAUAUAGAAAAAUGUUGAAGAUCUUUCAAGUGUAUCUUAUUGUUUACGAUUGUUAGGUGUUUCCCAUUUUUGUUAAGAUAGAAUUUAUUUAUCAUAAAACAGUGUUAGAGAAGAACUGGUAGAAAGUAGUUCUAAGAAGGGCUACUCUGCCGUUGUGUCGAGAGGGGGACGAUCAUUUGAAGCAGUCUUUGUUUGUACGUAUAUUUCGUCGGCUACAGCGCGUAGCAACCAAGUACAGAACAGAUAUUAAAGGGAAAGGAAGAAAAAUAAUAGACAGCAUGCUAAGUAGCUUGGCAAACUAUUUACUAGGAGGUAAUAUCUCCACAACACAAAAUUCGCGCAAUGCUUCCAAUAGUGAAAGUCUGGAGAAUUUCCCUGUAGUAGCUAGACUCAGUCAGGUGGAGGUCGAGGGCGACGAUUGGAUCCUCAUCGACCGCACUAUACCUUUAGUUGAGGGCGCAACGGCGCUGGAGGAGUCGUGGUAUGUAACACCACCCGCAUGUUUUACACGGGCAGGACCCGUAAAUGUAGAAACCUCACCACUCGAGGAUUUGCUAAUCGAGCACCCAAGUAUGUCUGUCUAUCGAGCGACAACAGCGUCUCCGGUCGCUCCUGAUACUCCACCGCCUACGCCAGACGCUACAGAGGAACGAAACCUCGAAGAGGAUAUUACUCCACCUGCUCGUACCUCAGAUUUAUCCACCGUUUCCUUAGAACGUAGUCUAAGAAGGAGCGAGGAUGACGAUAUAUUAUCCAGACCGGCCAUCCAUGACGGUAGACCUGCCAAUAACCGGACUAAUAGUGACAAAGUCCGAGUCAUUCAGCUUCGUUCCGCUCAAAAGGUUCUUGAGAAAAGAUCUACUCAAGCACUGAAAAGAGGUCGAUUGGAGAGGAGUAACAAACUGAGGGAAGUGUUCAGUGUAAAGGGCAAGCGGCCACGCCGUCAAGACCGUUUACGUCUUCAAAAUAGUGGCGCAAAUAAUAACCGAAAAUGCUAGUCAUUCGAUCUCAGGCCAAGGUGUACUUAAAUUUUUCCUUCUCAAGAAAAAAAAAAAAGAAAGAAAGAAAAAAAGACAAAACGGAGAAAAAAUAAUUCGAUUUAUAUAUUAUUUGAUUUUAAUUUUUGUUAUGGUUAAUUAAUUAAUUAUUCAAGGCGAAUAUAAAAGUGGGAUUGUUCCCUUUACGUGCGAACACGUCGUGGAAAUGUAUGGACGUAUGAGAUAUUUUGAAAAUGAUGAUGUAGAUGUGUGACUGUGGUAAUCUAAGAGUUUCUCGAGUCGCUUUUAUUCACGAUGAACUUAUUAGAUAGUGUCGUCAUGCUUUUGUCCAGUUUUUAAAUCAAUUCUUUUAUCAUAUAGAUAAUGUAGAUAUCAAUAGAUAAUGUUCAAUUAGAGCGAAUAUAUGUAAUAGUAUGAUUUGUUGUUUGCUUUGCAAUUGUAAAUACAAGUGAAAGGAUAACAGAGCUCCUUACUUAUUCGAAAAACGCGUAGUAAACUCUGGAAAAAGUUUUAUCGACGCGUUUCAAGUCCUGAUACUCUGAUGCUCCUGUCUACAGUUAGCCUAUAAAUUGCGUGCUCGAACAGACAGGGGUUUGUAACUUCGUUGAAAGACAAAACAUUUGUGCUUUGAAAAUGCAACACUUUCUUUAUCGAGUGUCGGAGCGCCUCUUAUGUGAUGACAUUAAAAAAAAAAAAGAAAAAAAAAAGAAAAAAAAAGAAAAAGAAAGAAAAAAAAAGAAAAAAAAGAAAGAAAAAAGGAAAAAAAAAAGAACAAAGUUUUAUUACGUAUGGUAGAUAUCGCAUAUUAAAGAAGCGAUAUUGCGACACUUUUUUACUAUAAAUCGUAUCGUUUUAUCGUUUUAAAGUAUGUUUAGUGGGGUAUAAAGCAAUUAUUCCUCGCCCCCCCUCUCCUUGCGUAAAAGACGCAACAAUGGUGUUCUAUUUUAACAUAUAAAACGAUACAAUUUGGAGUAUCGUUACACAAAGACGGCAGUUCGUAACCUCGAUAGUCAAAAAAAGAAAAAAGAAAAACAUUCUCAAAUCACAAGUACUUUGGGCGUAUUCACCGUGUGAAUCUUAUACAGCUUGAGUCUUACUCGAGAACAUUGUGAUCGAUGCACGAAACGAUGCCACAAACAAAAAAAAACAGGUCAAGAAAAAUAUUUCGGGACCACACUUCUACUUGUGGAUUAUAACUGAGUCCCUGUUAAUCAGCGGGGUGUAGAAACUGUUAUGUGCGGGUCUUCCGUGGACAAAAAAAAGAUGUAUUAAAAAACGUUAUAUAGAAAAUAAUUUUUUUUUUGUUACCGUGAAACGGUACCGGUUAUUUAUGACCAUAAGAAAGAUACGGUAAAUGAUAGAGUAUCUGGAAACAAUCUUUUAGUGUUAAAAAAGUGGGUGAAUGAUCGACUAUGUUCAGGUAGAUUAAAUUAGGUUUUCAUUGAUGGACGUUAUGCACUUAAAAAUAACGAUAGUAAGUAUACAAGAGUAACAAGAAAAUAUGUAUUCUAUAUUCACUCAUACUCUUGCUACUCUACGUAUGUAAAAUGCGUUCAUUAUAUGUUGCACAUAUGCUAGAUUUGAAUAAUACACGUAAAAAAAGUAUAUAUAUACAUACACACACACACAUAUUGUUUUAUAUUCUUGAUCCGAACAUUAUGUAUAUAUACACAUGUAUACGUGCGUACUUGUAUAUAAAGGUAGAAAGAUUUUCUUUUGAGCAUAAAUUUUAAGCAAUAAGUGGUAACGUACAGUAAUUAGAUACAUUAAUUGUGUAACAUCCAUUAAUGAAGAUCUGACCGAUACUUAAAGAAAUAAGUAUCGAUAUAGAAUGUUACGUGAGAGUGCGUAGACAAACGCACGCAUAUACACACAAACACAGCUUUGCGUAGAGUAAAGAUGUGAAUUUUUAGUAUAAUUAUUAAUAAAGCAAAUUCUACUUCAGGGAAGAACAAUGGCCCGUAUUUUCGUUGUUCUUCUUGGUGGACAUUUCGAAUGACAUCAAGCAUAUUAUAUAUGUUUGAUAACGACGCAUCAUUAGAAUGAAAACAAAUAUAUAAUCUUAUAUAUCACAGCGAAAUGAUUACAAAAAUAAGAAGCCCGAUAGAUGCGCGUUGUAGCGCAUUCAAUUUUGCGGUUAAUAAGCGCAUUCGCUAGUAAUAUGCAUCGAUGCGAUAUAUCUCGAUAAACUGAUAUACAAACACAAUAGGUGGUGUAGUAUGGUGUAUUAAAUGAAUUUGUUCAAUUCUUUUUGUGAAUUGUGCACGUAAAGAAAGCAAGUCAAAACUGACAAUUUCAAUAUGAUAUGAACUUUCGGAAACUCGCAGUUUCCUUCAAAGAAUGUUCUGUGUUAAACGUAUGAUGAUUCUUGUGAGAAUAUAAAUAGUUACGUUCCACGAUGGUGUCGCCGAUUGGCACAAAUUAACAAAAGGAAACAUAGAUGCAACAAAUUAAAAAGAAAUAAAAAAAGAAAAUCUCGUUCCUGAGCCGUUAUUUAGCGAUGAUGUAUACGCGCACUAUGUAUGUAUCUCCUAAUGAGCGGCAGUGAUCAUUUUAAAAACAAUUAACAAUUAAAACAUUUGAUUAUCGAUCGAAUGUUUCGAAGGAAUUUAGUCGAAUCAAGUGUUCUAUAUAAUUUGCAACUAUCUUACACCAAUUCCUUCGAUUCUAUUAUAUGACUUGCGCUAUAGUGAUUAAUCGAUUAAUUAUAUUAUCUAAUUGUACGUUCGUGCACCUUGACCCUAAAUAAUAUAAUAAAAUAUUUUAUGUCAUUAACGUCGUCUCUUUUUCAUCGAAAAAGAGAGUUCGUUCGAUGCAAGGGAUCGUUUAUUUUUAAGGGGGAAAAAACAACAAAAAGGAAAGGAGAGAAUGAUGGGACAAAAAUAUGUCAUUAACAAGGAUUAUUGCUGAAUCAAUUUGUCAAGUAACCAUUUAACUCUUCUUCAGAGCUUUUACUAUCGACGAAACAAGCCCAGCUAUGUACAGAACGUAGAGAUCUAGUCUUCGGAUUGCCAAUGAAGCGACAAUAAUCUUUACAACUUGAUAAUAGCAACAACCUAUCUCUCUUAAAAUUCAGAGGACUGUUAAUUUGUUCACCAACUCGUUCAUACAAGUUUUCAUAUUUUUUAAAAAAAAACAUUUCCAAAUUACAAACGAGAUUUCCGAGUUCUUCUUCAAGUUGAGAAUAGCGCGAUGGGAUCAUACUAGGUUCGCAUCCUGGAGCGCCUAUUUCAUACAAUUUAUCGAUAUUAUAGAAAAGAUCUUUUUUUCCAUUAGCGUUUCUUUAAGGUAUACGACUGUCACAGGUUAAUAAUUAAACAAAUAAUAACCUUCAGUGUCCUGUAUAUUUUCCCAACGGAUCAUAGCUUCGCGUAACGAUUUAUAAAGUUGCCGCCUUUUCGGACAACACCAUAAUCGACUUUUAAUAUCCAAUCGUGUCCUUUCUUUAUGAUUAAGUGCACUCCAAUUUAAAAAAAAUUGUUUCAAUGAUGGUGCUAUAAUAACAUAUAUAAUUAUUUUUAGGUUAAUUAUUGAUGUGUUUUUAAUUUAUCAAAAUUCAUAAAUACCUUGAGGUAUUAAAUCAAAUAUAACGUCACAUAUUUCUUCAAAAAUUGAUUCAUCAACCUCUUUUCUGGCGCGUCGCCUAAAGUCCAUAAUUUAAUUUAUAAUCGUAGAUUUUAUUUUGCAAUCGUAUAAAGUAUGACAAAUCGAUAAGGAUACAAAUGAAUAUCGAUUGUUCUUUUUGUCAAUGUAUGUACAUACAUGUAUCUACACAUAUGCUUGUUCAGAUAUAGUUUUUAAAGAAAUCAUUUGAAAAUUGCAAACCACAAAUAUUUUAUUAAAAACAUUAAUAUCAAAGAUUA
Molecule: messenger RNA, 4971 nt
Organism: Vespa velutina
Lineage: Eukaryota; Metazoa; Arthropoda; Insecta; Hymenoptera; Vespidae
Gene: TP53INP
Product: tumor protein p53-inducible nuclear protein 2
Exons: 4
Coding region: 389-1108 (239 amino acids)
Biological process (GO): positive regulation of DNA-templated transcription; autophagosome assembly
Cellular component (GO): nucleus; autophagosome
Source: RefSeq, a predicted model, not a curated record